Messenger RNA from Eurytemora carolleeae, 4203 nucleotides. RefSeq lists its product as uncharacterized. Gene Ontology annotation, cellular component: cytoplasm. The record is from RefSeq and is a predicted model, not a curated record. Gene Ontology annotation, molecular function: guanyl-nucleotide exchange factor activity; G protein-coupled receptor binding. NCBI's taxonomy places the organism in Eukaryota, Metazoa, Arthropoda, Copepoda, Calanoida, Temoridae. Gene Ontology annotation, biological process: G protein-coupled receptor signaling pathway.
GAACAAAUAGAACAAAUAGAAUGAAUAGAACGAAUAAAACAAAUAGAAUGAAUAGAACGAGGAGAACAAUUUGAACAUUGAGAACAAUUUGAACAUUGAGAACAAAAAGAAGAACGAGUAUAAUGAGAAGAACGAAUAGAACGAGGAGAUCGAAAGUAAUCUUCAGUUAGAUCUUUAAAAAGUAGUUGUUCAAUCUACGCAAUAAUUUCUGCCAUAAAAGGUAUUGUAAAUCGUUAAUGGAUCACUUAAAUUUACGUUGACAGCCCCUUUAAGGAUAGUUGGUCGGUUUUUACAAAAAUAUUGUCUAAUGGAGGUCGGUAUUGAAUGUAGGUGCUGCUCAGAUAAUAUGAUAAAUGAGAAGGUUUGCACUGUUUUUGCUUGGUUAAGGUUUAAGCUAGGGACGGGGAUCGAUUUUGGUUUGUUCUUAAACAUUUUAUUUUUUACUUCUAAAAGGCGUAAAUAUAUUCACAAAAUUAUUCUUUUUACGUUUUGCUUUUGAUACAAUGUGCUAAAAUUUUACUCGAGUCUCGAUAAAAUGGACUGUCUUAAAUGUUUUCUGGUCUUCUAUCUCAAAUUUCCUCUAUUGUUUCAGUCACCAAGAAACCACGAAUAUAUAAUCGAUUUUUAAAGAGAAAAAUAUAUAUUUUUGAGUAUUGAUCUCAAAAAGCAUUAAUGGAUACUGUUGUGAAUAGGACAUGCCUAUCUACAAAUUAAAGGUCACUUGAAAUUAUGAUUAGUCCAUUUACAAUUCCAAAAAAAUGGAUUGCCAUCUCUAGUUCCAGGCGGCGCCUGGUUCCACUGGUUCUCCAGGUCUAGCCGAGACCAGGGGAUAUUCAUCAUAACAAGAGUUUGUGAGUUUUGGUAAAAAAGUGCUUUAAAACCUAAAUGCUCCAAGGAACCGCUUUAUCUACCCCUAGACUCCUGCAGUCUUUUCUGCCUAGAUACGUGGAGACAAAAUUUGCGGAUCAAAUGGAGCCAAAACACACAAAAAAUCUUGUGUGUAUUGUCUAUAAGUGUCUCCUGCCUGAGAUGGAAAGAGGGAAUGGAGUUAAUACAGAAUACAGACCUCGUACUUUCUUCAAUUCAGACACUCCAGCCCCUGUCCCGCGGCGAAGGAAGGAUGAGGAUGAGGUGAGGAGGGAGAGGCCAGGAAUGCGCGAGCAAGAGAUCAAAAAGUACAAACCAGAUCUUACUCCGACCAAUCUUUACUCAAAGUCAGACUCAGACUCAAGCUGCGACCUCAGACGGACAAGCAGUGGAUACUAUUCAUCGGCCAGUGAAAACGGAGGAUCCAAUUCCUCCCGGAGGCCGGAGGAUAUCAAGGAUUCCUCCAGAUUCUUGGAGGACAGUAAAAAGAACAAACCCGACCUGAAAAAUGUUAAACCCAAAGUAGACACCGGAUUAGGAAUAAAAAAAUCCGCGUCGCACACUCGUAUUCCGGAGAAUCCUGUUCCUCCCCCUCUACAGAAACGAUCGGAACCAAACCUCUCAAAACACCGGAAAUUCUCCGGUUCCUUCAAAGUUCCGGAUCUACCCCCAUCCUCAACCUUUACACGGAACACAGGGAACCGGAGAAGUUUAACCCGCCUGUUUCUCCGGAACGGAGACAAUCGAAAGGUUGAUAAGGGGUCCGGAGGAGAGAUAAAAACUCCGUUUGGUGUGUGUAAAGAGACCCCGGAGCCUGAGGAGGUGAACUGUAAAAGAUCAAAUUUCCUAAAUAAAAGAUCUAUAACAAGUUUAUCUUUGUUUAACAGAAAGGAAGAUGAGCCGAGCUCAGGACAGGAUAACAAGGAACGGAAAAACAGUUUCUCUCGGAUAAGAGCGGCGCGAAGCAGCUUAGAUCUUUCUUCUAUAGGGUUAGGAAGCCUCUCAAGAGCUUCUAGUAAAUCAACACUCUCAGAAUUAAAGGAGGAGAGUUGUGAGAAGGGAGAAAGAAAGCACUCUGAUCGGCCUUGGUUCGAUCUAACGAGGGUUUGGAAGGAUCAAACAAAGGAUCUUCCUACCGACGAAAUGCUCCAGAAGAUGAGAAAAGAGAGAAGCGGGCGCGCUAAAACUGUGCCCACCGGACUCGGAGACUCACUAGAACCUAUCAGUUCACAGGAUGUUCCGGACGGACUCAGCUCCCUCCCUCCCUGCCAAACGACGCCAUCCACGCUUAAGAAAACCGUUCACUUGCUGAGCCCGGAGGUGUUGACAAACUGGUAUGAGAAGAGGAAGAAGGUUGAGAGCCUGUAUGGUGGUUUGGGUCCCCGCAGGAACAGUGUUUCCAACCUAUUUUUCCAUCCUGAUAAGAAACAGAGUUCCCCACUCGCGGAAUUAAAAAACAGUGAUAAAAUGAGGAAAUCCAUGUUGAACUUGGAGGAUUUACAUUCCGGGGAUUUGAGUUCCGGCUCCGGGAAGGGCGUACAACGCUCGGAAUCCGCCAAAUUAUCAAGUGACAGAAACCGUUGGAGAGGGAAGGGAAUACAGAGGUCGGAGAGUGCUCGUCUCAUCACUAUGAGACAGUCACCACUUCAGCAGAGACAAAAUAGUCAUCCAAGUCUAGUUCAACAACAGUCCUACUCCUCCUCCUCCUCCUCCCUGGCAGACAGGAGCUCCCUAGAGUCCCCCAGCAAGCUCACCACCUGCUCCCUCUCUAACAAUGAUCCCUUCUUUGCAGAUAAUCCUAACGAUUCAGAUUCGGAUCUUGAGGCGGAAGCGGAUCCGCCAGAUUGGAGGCAUUCCUUGACGGCGGAAGAACUUAGUCAACUCUCUGCCAAAGAGUUAAAGCGUCAAGAUGUUAUAAACGAACUUUUUCACACAGAAAAGUCUCAUGUGAGGAACUUAAAAGUGCUUGAAAGUGUGUUUCGACAACCUUUAGUCGAAAAAGGACGAAUGUCUAAAGAAUUGUCGAACAAGCUGUUUGCAAACCUUGAUCAGGUUUUAGCCCUGCAUCAAAAAUAUAACACGGCGAUGAAAAGUCGUGUCAAAAACGGGUUUCCCGUCAGGGACAUUGGGGACAUCCUCACAGACAUGUUCUUGGACGGCAAUGGUGAUACUUUGGUGAAAGUGGUCGGAGAGUUUAUUAAAAACCAAAACUUUACUAUUGAAGAACUGAAAAGAACUCGGAGCCGAGAUACUAAACUAGAAUUAUUUCUAUCUGAACUUGAACGGAAACCCGCGUGUCGACGGCUCCAACUUCAGAGUAUGCUCCCUAUGGAGCAUCAGAGACUAGUGAAAUAUCCACUCCUCCUGGAGCAGAUAGCUAAGUACAGUGAUACCCCUGAGUCGUGUUCAGAACACGAUAUUGUAUUGUCUGCUAUGGAAAAAACUAAAGAUAUAUUGGACAGUAUAGAUAGACUGGUUGCUCAGCAACAGAAUAAAGAGAGAUUAAGUGAAAUACAAUUAAAUAUUGACACUUCAGGUCUUGAUAAACUAGGCAGUGAUAACCCUAUAUACAAGGAGUAUAAAAACCUAGAUCUGACGAAACAUGUUCUAGUUUACGAUGGACUACUUACUCUUAAACUUGGUGAUACAAAGCGGUUUAAACAGCUGCAUGUAGUUCUCCUAGAGGACUGUAUGAUGCUGCUACAGAAGCAAGGAGAGAAAUAUCUUCUAAAGUUUCAUAAUAAUCAAUCUCAGGGUGGAGAAUCAAGAAGAUCGUUUCAUUCUCCGAUUAUAAAGUUUAGUACUAUGCUGGUUCGUCCUGUAGCUACGGAUAAGCGAGCCUUCUACCUUCUAAACACCACGGAGUGUGGACCCCAGAUCUAUGAGCUACUUGCAGGGUCAACCUCGGAGAGAACCAGGUGGAUUAAACAUAUCACAGAGGUGUCCAAUGCUUACAAAUCCCGAGAUGGUGUUACAAAAACCAAAUCUGAACCUGAACAGCUGGGUGGGAGUGUAAAGGAGAAACAAGAUCUCCGGUCCCAGUCCUUCAGAGACCCUACUGGGAGCCCCAGGAUGAGCCGGGCUGACCGUCAGAACUCUAGUCCUCCUGAGUGCCCCCUUACAUCACCUGAAUCAGAGGAAACUAAACCUGAACCUAGUUCUCCAGACUCAGGAGCAAGCACGCCGAGUGCGCCGAAGAAAAGACUUCAACGCGUGGAAAUCCUGAAAAUAGUUGACUCCGAACCCAUGAUAGAACCUAGUCAGGUUCGGGUUAAUCAGACUACGGUACUCAUGGCAGAUCCAGUCAUAACCCCGUUCGAGAAACUGAGACAAAAG